AUGCGGCUGCCUGAGCAACCUGGAGAUGGGAAGCCUGAGAAUGAGACGAAGGGGGACCAAGAAACUCCCGAAGGGGGAGAGGAGCCACGGAGAAGCCCAGCCCCUGGCUUCCCCACCUGGGAAAAAAUGCCGUUCCACCAUGUGACCGCCGGCUUGUUGUACAAGGGGAAUUAUCUCAACCGAUCUCUGUCUGCGGGCAGCGACAGCGAACAGUUGGCCAACAUCUCUGUGGAAGAACUGGAUGAAAUCCGAGAGGCCUUUCGUGUUCUGGACAGAGAUGGGAACGGCUUCAUCUCCAAGCAGGAGCUGGGUAUGGCCAUGCGCUCUUUGGGGUACAUGCCGAGCGAGGUGGAGCUGGCCAUCAUCAUGCAGCGUCUGGACAUGGAUGGAGAUGGGCAGGUGGAUUUUGAUGAAUUCAUGACAAUUCUUGGGCCCAAGCUGGUGUCCUCAGAAGGUCGAGAUGGUUUUCUUGGAAAUACGAUAGACAGCAUCUUCUGGCAGUUUGACAUGCAGAGGGUCACUCUGGAAGAGCUGAAGCAUAUCCUGUACCAUGCCUUCCGGGAUCACUUAACGAUGAAGGACAUUGAAAACAUCAUCAUCAAUGAGGAAGAGAGUUUGAACGAGACCUCGGGGAACUGCCAGACAGAGUUUGAAGGAGUUCAUUCGCAGAAGCAGAACCGGCAGACCUGCGUCCGCAAGAGCCUCAUAUGCGCCUUCGCCAUGGCCUUCAUCAUAAGCGUCAUGCUGAUCGCAGCCAACCAGAUCCUACGGAGCGGCAUGGAGUAGCCUCCCACCAGCCACACCGCGUUGCCAGCUCACUGCGCAUGUGCAUGCCCUGCGGGCAGACUCUGUUCCUCCACACGGGAGAUCUGGACCUAUGGAUGGACGCAGGUGUUGGUACAGUUCAGUGAAGAACUCAAGUUUGCAGUGCAACCGGGGUCACGGAUCAAUUCCUUCUCCUUGGCAGGGACACUAAAGGGCUGUCUUCAAUGCUUUCAUGGUCUUGUUUCCCAAUGCAAUAAAUAGCCCGGAGUUCUCAAUUAUUGCUUCAACCGCCAGUAGCAACUCCGAAGGGGGGAAAAUACUGCUUUCUUUUCGUCUUGGAAUUCCAGUAGCCAUCCAGAUAUCAUGGUGGCAUCAGAGAGCGAGAAAGAAAGAGGUGUGAGCAACAGUCACCUCCAUCCACGCCCCGAUUCUGUCAACCCAGGGAUCCAGAGACUCCCUGCAGAAGCUGAC
Molecule: messenger RNA, 1236 nt
Organism: Psammomys obesus (fat sand rat)
Lineage: Eukaryota; Metazoa; Chordata; Mammalia; Rodentia; Muridae
Gene: Caln1
Product: calneuron 1
Exons: 6
Coding region: 1-786 (261 amino acids)
Molecular function (GO): calcium ion binding
Source: RefSeq, a predicted model, not a curated record